Messenger RNA from Melanotaenia boesemani (Boeseman's rainbowfish), 849 nucleotides. Its product is annotated as ubiquitin carboxyl-terminal hydrolase 22-like. NCBI's taxonomy places the organism in Eukaryota, Metazoa, Chordata, Actinopteri, Atheriniformes, Melanotaeniidae. Gene Ontology annotation, molecular function: zinc ion binding. The transcript has 2 exons. The record is from RefSeq and is a predicted model, not a curated record. The coding region runs from base 352 to 621 and encodes 89 amino acids.
UUACUGUGUAAUCGACUGUUGAAAUUCCAAUGCUAAGCAACUUUAGCCAGCGUGCUAACAUGUAAAUUAGCCAAUGUGUAGAACUAUAUAAUGUGCUGCGCAAUCCCGAAUUCAAGCGCGUGAAUGAUAUUUAUUCCCAAAAAAUAGGCACAUUUUGAAAUUUGCCUUGAUGUUUGCUACUGCGCGUGUCUCGGCUCCCGCAACCAACAUGUCCAGUUAGCCCGAACGCAGCAUUCGGUGGGUAACGAACCUGGCGAGCUAGCCAAGAGCCCAUUUGGACUGUGGCUGUGUGGAGGGAUCUGAAGCGGUUUCGUCGCUCACAGGACAAUAAAGCCGGAUGCUGUGACUACAAUGAGUCCCGGAGGCUGCCCCCAUGUCAAUGGCUUCAAAGUGGACAACUGGAAGCAGAACCUGAGGCUCAUUUAUCAGUGUUUCGUGUGGAGCGGUUCCGCUGAGACCAGAAAACGCAAGGCCAAGUCAUGUAUCUGUCACAUGUGCGGCGCCCACCUCAACAGACUCCACUCCUGCCUCUACUGCGUCUUCUUCGCCUGCUUUGCCAAAAAACAUAUCCACGAACAUGCCAAGAGCAAAAGACAUAACCUAGGUUGGUAUUUACUUUAGAAACACACACAGACUGUCUACUCAGUGUCAUGCAAACAUGUGAAGCCAUCUCUUGUUUCUUUAAAUUUUGCUUUUAAGGAACCAAACUUUGUUGUGAUCUUUAAAGUGUUCCUGAGCAAACGUUUCUCAGGCUUUCUGAAGACCUAUCAAGGUUUUUUUGUUUCAUCACUAAUGUAAUAAAAUGUUGUUUUUAUACAUACUGAAAACAUAAAAUUGCAUGUUUAGGCA